Messenger RNA from Cyprinus carpio (common carp), 2359 nucleotides. RefSeq names its product vesicle-associated membrane protein 7-like. NCBI's taxonomy places the organism in Eukaryota, Metazoa, Chordata, Actinopteri, Cypriniformes, Cyprinidae. The record is from RefSeq and is a predicted model, not a curated record. Gene Ontology annotation, biological process: vesicle fusion; exocytosis. Bases 694 to 1356 code for a protein of 220 amino acids. Gene Ontology annotation, cellular component: membrane; SNARE complex. The transcript has 7 exons. Gene Ontology annotation, molecular function: SNARE binding; SNAP receptor activity.
GCGGAAGUCUCGUAGUCGCACGCAUGUGACGUUUGUUGAUUUUUCGACUUGCAUAGAACGGUGUCGUUUUUAACGAUAGUGUUUAUUUCUGAUUUCAGCCAUGUUUGCCAGGCAAUGAAAGUGCGGGUUAAGACGUCCAAGAGCGGAGCACGAGCGCCUGUUCAUCUUCAGGUCAGAUGAUGAUGAAGCUGAUUAAUCAUCUCCUCUGAUCUGCUCGCCAGUCUCAUCAGUGUAGAAUAAACCCACACAACAACAGUCAGACUCGGUCAGCUGUUACAGUCACGAUUACUGUCCGUGAAAUAAUAUUCCAGUGUUACUAAACACCUCCAGAGUGAACCGUGUGAACUGGAAUACAGGUUUAUUAUUAUUAUUAUUAUUAAAGAAACACAACAGACCUGCUUAUUAACAUCUGAAAAAGUCAUGUUGUUCAAACAGUGUGCAAAACCCCAAACAAUACAGAAAACUACAGAAAUUUCCUCUUGAGUUUCUGAUGCUGUCAUGUGAUUCUUAGAGGAGUGUUUCUGUAAUCUUUUAUCUUAAGCACGUACAUAAUACUCUAUACACUACAUUCUUAAACACAGUUACACACUCUGCAUGUCUAUGUUAACACUUCCGGUCAGCGCAGGUGUGCCAUACAGUGCUGAAAUCUGCAGUGUUUCGGGGACUGGUGGUGUAUGGUGAGGAUCGGCUGUGAUGGCGAUCCUGUUUGCGGUGGUGGCUCGGGGAUCCACUGUUCUGGCUAAACACGCCUGCUUCUCCGGUAACUUCCUGGAGGUGACGGAGCAGAUCCUGGCCAGGAUCCCGUCGGAAAACAACAAGCUGACGUAUUCUCACGGCAGCUAUCUCUUCCACUACAUCUGCCACGAGAGGAUCGUCUACCUGUGCAUCACCGAUGACGAGUUUGAGCGCUCGCGUGCCUUCGGUUUCCUCAGUGAGGUGAAGAAGCGCUUCCAGACCACCUACGGCUCGCGAGCUCAGACCGCGCUGCCCUACGCCAUGAACAGUGAGUUCUCCAGCACGCUGGCAGCACAGAUGAAACACCACUCGGAUCCCAAAGGCUCGGACAGACUGACAGAAACACAGAUGCACGUGGACGACUUGAAAGGCAUCAUGGUCCGGAACAUCGAUCUCGUCGCUCAGAGAGGAGAGAGACUCGAGCUGCUCAUCGAUAAAACAGAGAACCUGGUGGAUUCUUCCGUCACCUUUAAGACUACGAGCCGGAACCUGGCCCACGCCAUGUGUAUGAAGAACCUGAAGUUAACCGUCAUUGUUGUAAUAGUGGUGCUGGUGCUGCUGUACUUUAUCAUGACGGCCGCGUGUGGAGGACUCAGCUGGCCGAACUGUCGGAAGCAGUAGAAACCUCUCGUUGUGUCCAGCUCACCUCAUCCUCGUCCUCGUCUGACUCACACACACACACACACACACACAGGACAACACUGCUAAAAACUAUACAUCAUCGUCACAUUUCCAUGUUGAUCUUCAUCAUACAGUUUUGAUUCUUUGGGUUCUUUUCUCAAUGUUGUAAUGCAGUUCAGCUAGAUGAAGAAUUUAAAGUACAAAUCUGUGUUUUUUUGUUUUUGUUUUUCAGAAACGGAUGUUAAUUCAUGCUGCUCGGCUCCAUUCCAUGAUUUAUCGUGUUUGGUUUUAAAGUGUAAAGCAGGACUAGUAGAUGAAUACAGGUUUUGGGGGAACUAUUCCAGCCGGCGGUUAUGUCUUCAAGCAGAAGAGCUUCAGGAGAAGAGAUGAGUUUGAAGAGUAAUGAGCUGGCGCUUGUGUUUUAAUUAGGUUUGCUUACAGCAGUCAUGAUAUUUAAUCAAACACAUUUAUAAUAAUCAUAGAGGACGACUCUAAUGUCAGUCACUUAGAUGAGUAACAUGUGAAGUCAUCUGUCUCGUAACAGCAGUCGUGUGAUGUUCACACAGCGCAGAGCUGGUCGAGUUCAAAACCUGUCAAUGUUUCAGACAAAGCUGAUUAUACUGAGCUUAAAGAAAAGGAAGCUGAUUUUAAGAUCAUUAUUGAGCCUGUUAUUUUUCCUAUUGUUGUUCCUAAAAUUAUUACAUGGAGAAAAAAGGACAGAAAGGAUCAUUUAGAAUCUUCUAAUUCUCACAAAAAAUACAUCAGCUACACAGAAUGGUUUGGUAACACGUAUAGAACAGCUAUAUAACCCGACAUCCGAGUAUAGAGUGUAAUAUGACGACGUGAUAAUAUAACAUUGUAUUUAAGAUUAAAGUGCUGUGAAAAAGUUUGUACACGCCAUAAAAAGUGGUUGUUUUUUUCCACCAACUUAUUGAGUACAAAUGACACUCAGAAUGUACAUUUUGUAAUGAUGUGUACAGCUUAAAUAAACAAAAAGCCCAUA